CUUAAUGGACUUAUUUGGUGUAGAAUAUCGUUUUCCGUUGGCGUAGGAUUGUGUCGUCCAAUCCAACCAAAACACCCGCACCGCACACGAAGACCCAAGGAAGCCCAACUCCGAGAACACCACCAGAUCCACUUCCCAUUGUAGAUCUCUCGUCUCUCACUCACACUCUCACCGCUUCCAUUUCCACUGUGUGAACCCACAUCACAUGCUCUCUUCAUCUCUCACUAUCACUGUCGCACUCCUCCUCAAACCCUAGCUACUCUCAUCCAUUGUAUUCUCCAUCUUAAUAGACCCCUGAAUCUUGCAUGCUCUACAGCAAUGCGUUUCGCUUUCAACACCGUCUAUAAAGAUCUAAACUUGACGGUACCGGUGGGAUCUCUGCUGUUCGUGCAUUGACACAUAGCUCUUAGCUCCUCCACCAAUGGGCUCCACCCAGUCCGUAUCAGCAGUCGAAGACGACGAGGACGAAGAAGAAGAAGAAGAAGAAGAAGAAGAGGACGAUAAUGGCGAACCCAGUAGGCGAGAAAUGGAGAAACACCUGGUGAAGAAGGUUCUAGAACAAGAGCCUGAGAUGCUGCCGUGCCACGCGUCCGCAUCCCCGCUAUCUCCGCAGCUCUCCUCGCUCGGGACCCCGCGGCUCGGGCCGUCGAUCAAGGUGUGGGACCCCUACAACGUCCUGGCCCCACCCCCGCCUCUCCCGCCACCUCCCUCGGUGUUCUCCACGUCGGAUGCGAUCGUCGACGACGUUGAUCGGAUGGUCUUGGAGGUCUUUCUGAUCAGCCACGGCGAGUGCGAGCUCAACCUCAGUCCAGAUUUGGUCGCCGGGAGGUGCCCCGAGGCCGCUUUGACGUCGACCGGGAAACGGCAGGCCAGGGCCUUGGCCGUGCUUCUCAAUUCUCAGCGGGUGAGGUUCAACGCCGUCUACUCCUCGCCGUUAAACCGGGCACGCUCAAUGGCGCUUUCGAUCUGUCAGGAAAUGAAUAUUGGGGAGGAACGGAUACAACCCUCAGAUGCAUUAGUGGAGAUGAGUCAGGGGCAUUGGGAGGGCUGCCUCCGAUCAGAAGUAUAUACACCUGAAACUUUGAGCCUCAUUGACAGAUUGCAGCCUGAUUUCUCUGCACCAUCUGGAGAAUCACUUAGGCAAGUAGAAUUCCGGAUGGUUCAGUUCUUAAAUGGGACUGUCCUGGGACUGCCUGAAAAGUUGAGAUCAGAUUUUCCCUCCAACCAUCAGAAUGAGAGCCAAGGGUUUUCCCACCACAAUUCCCAUGCUCUGACCAACUCCAUUCAUGACCGAGAUGGGCCUUCCCUCCCACCAAUUCAGUGGGAUUUGCAUAACAAGCACCGGCAAGGGCUUUUAAGAAAGAAGUCUGGUAAGAGCAGGCUACAAUUUGUGACUACUGGAGAUCAUGAGGCUGAGGACGAGAUAUCUCCUCAAAGUUCCAUUCAAGAUUUAGGGGGCAGAACAUCAUCCUGUACCUCCUCUUGUAUUGGUGUGUUCACUCAUUCGAUUCCAAUUAAGUGUGUCCUCACAGGCCUUCUUGGGUGCAGCCCAAUAAUGUCACAUAAGAUUUGCAUAGAAGAUUCUUCGGUGUCGGUGUUGCAGCAUUCAUGGAAAACAGGUUGGCAGAUAAAAAGAUUGAAUGAUACUGCUCAUCUUAGGCUCCUUUAGUUGGAGAAUUUUGCCUCACAUGGAAGUUUCUAAGAGGUGGUAAUUAUCACCCAAUUCUUGCAUUAUUGUGAUUCAUGGAUAGAACUUGUAUGGUGCAUUAUUUCACAUGAAUUGGCACACCUUGUUGUAAUCUUCAAUAUAUUUAUUUCCGGAUUCAACUCCAUAGAAAAAAGAAUUGUUCUGGUAGUUGGGUCGUUGUACU
Molecule: messenger RNA, 1871 nt
Organism: Corylus avellana
Lineage: Eukaryota; Viridiplantae; Streptophyta; Magnoliopsida; Fagales; Betulaceae
Gene: MEF14
Product: Phosphoglycerate mutase family protein
Source: RefSeq, a predicted model, not a curated record